AUGUGUACGUGCACAGAACGCAUCCCAUCACCAGUGGGUAUUUCUUACAACACUUGCCUAGUUAUCACGACGUACCCACGACGUCGUCUGAUGAGUGGUGUGCAGUUCGCCAUGCUUCAAGCGGCGUUACGAGACCCAACAAACGAACAAUUUGUGUUCGUGUCGCACAAUUCGAUUCCACUGAAGAGUUUUAGCUACAUGUAUGCCGAUCUCAUAGGCCACUCGCCCACAGCUUCAAAGAUGUGUUUUACGUCAACCCUGGGUGAAGUCGAUUCUGACUGUCGUUUCAAAGGUAACGCACGCCACUUCGAAAGCUCCGACACGCUCAAGCACCACCAGUGGAUCGUGCUAAGACGUGACCACGCGAAAGUAGUUCUAUAUGAGAAAGGCCAAUCCUCCCUCGAUUACUAUUCAGGCGUGCGAAACGAUGUGGCCAGAAAAUUCGACGACCCUAAAAUGUGCAGUGAGGAGACUGUGCCUUCGCUCGCACUUAUUCAGAAAGCAAAAGAUUCUUACGGCACAAUCAAUGACGACUCUCGGUCUGAGGAUGUCUUUGCAGGCCUUGAGAAACUAGGUGUUGAGCAGCGUUGCACAACGUUUGUAUACUGGGCCAAGUGCUUUGACAAUUCACCGUUUGAUCUGGGUGCACAAUACGAAAGCUCACAGGAAGGACUCGCACAUCCAUUAAAACUUUCUGGGAUAGACGCAGAGUAA
Molecule: messenger RNA, 714 nt
Organism: Sphaeroforma arctica JP610
Lineage: Eukaryota; Ichthyosporea; Ichthyophonida
Exons: 1
Coding region: 1-714 (237 amino acids)
Cellular component (GO): membrane
Molecular function (GO): glycosyltransferase activity
Source: RefSeq, a predicted model, not a curated record